GUAGCACUUGGAGCAAAAAAUAGUAAAAGCUAAGAAAGGAAGCAUCAUCAUCAUCAUCCACUUAAGAGUUAGGAGCUACAGUAUAAGCAUACAAGGUGAGCAUGUACUUUAGAUAGGUAAGGGUUUUUCAUUGAUUUGUACUGUGAUGGGAAACUACUGAAAAGUGUGUAGGAAACAAGUGCUUUGAAAGGGGGACAGGAAAACACAUGGAUUUGAACAUUUGACCUAUAGUUCAGUGUAUGAAGUCAUGAAAAUGCAUUUUAAGCAAGGAGGUCAGAUACGCAUACUUUAGAUAUCAGCAGGAAAUUUCAGUGGUAAACCUUGAAAUGGAUGGACAGAAACACAAUAUAUAGGUGCCCUUCAAAAUAUUUUAUUUCCAUCUUUGAAAAGAGUUUGCACUGUUAUGGAAUGGAGUCAUUUCAGCAGUGGGGAUACCUUUGAAAAAAAUUCCUUCAGGGAAUCUUAGAAACCCAAGAAUUUGAGCAGACAUCAGAAGAAUUCAUCCUAAAAACACGAGAGGAUCAGUGGAACCUUGACCAGCAGUGAGGAAUCCACCUUCUGCCCAGAUCAAACACUUCUUCAUUAGGGUCUCAGCUGACUUUGACCAUCAUGAGAACUGUAGUGCUGUACAAAAUGACUAGAUUUGGUUGAUCUGGUGGUUAGAAGAGGAAGUUAAGCCACUGGGUCUUGAGCUAUGAAGAUGUAUGAUGGCAAUGCCGUAUGUUUUUCUCCGUGACUUCAUGGUACAUCGUACAGCCGUUGUAAUAUACACAUCGGGAGUAACAUUGUUCUGGGUAUGUUGAAUGCAAAACUUUCGUGAAUAUUUGAGUACUUAUAUUUGAAAACGAAGUAUGGCUUCAUUAUAAUCAUGGCUAAACACGCAAUUUUACUUAAGGACGAACUUUACGCGAAAUUUCCAAACAGCUUUGGCCAUUUUUCGCGUUACGUUAAAUUGUGCUUGAUUAGGGGCAAAACGAAAGCAUAUAAUUAAUGUUUGUUCCCCCUCAUUAUCAUGCUUUUGCCGCCAAAAUGGAAUCAGGAGACAAAAACUUCCAGGAAGUUUUAUAUUUAACUUCCUGGCAGUAUCGGGACUAGCGCUAGUAAAAACUUAUUUUCUUUUAGAUAUUUAAAGUGUUUUUCACGAUAUUAAUAAGCACGUGAAAUCAAAAUCGUUGCCCUGAAUUAUUACUACCCUCCACAUUAGAAAUUGUUUUCGAUUCUUUCACUCGUAAUUUAGUAUAGUUCUUGCGCAGUUCUACUAACCGCAUCACAAAGGACUCCUUUCUGACUUUCAUCCACUCUGCGGCCCAACUAAGAUUCAAAUUGCAUCAUUACAGUGGUCGAAAACUCGCGAACCCAUAUCAAAUGGAAUUCUUCUGGGUCAAAUAAUUUCUCUUACACGUUUAAAAUGCAUUUGCAAGUGGUAUAACGACAGAUUUGCGGGUAAUACAAAUGGGCCGUGUGUGUACAGCGAGCGCGCGUCCACGUCCGCGUCAUGUGGUUCCCUCGAAAACCCGGAUUGGAUCGUGUCUGUCACCUGAGGGAACCAGCGUGAUCAUUCCUGCUCUAGUUCUCCUUUUUCCUGUGUAUAUUCCGCUUCUUCUACUGGGAAUGAAUGUGGUGACGGUGUGCCAGGUUAUUAUACUGGCCCUGAAACCAUUUAUUGCCAUUAUUGCCCUUUAAGUUCCUUUAACCUAUAUAGUUAUCAUUUAACCUUUAGUGGCGAUGAACGUGUUUACCGAAAGCCUACGCUCAAACUUCCUGGAAACAGUCUUGAACAUCUACCUAGAACACCCAAACCCGAAAUAAAAUACAUUGUCACGUUAACGCUAGCUCACCACUUGUUUGGAAAUUCAUCGAUUUGGCAAAUUCGAGUUUUCUGCAGUUGAAAGCGCAGGCAUAAUUCCCAGCAGCGGAAGAGAGUGAUUUGAUAGAUUUUUACCGCACACUCCGUGAGGAAAAACUACAGUAAUAGCGCUAGCGUGGCUCUCCAGCCACACUCUUUUCUGACAGCACACAGAGAACACGAACGCCGCGGUAAUAAACAACUCCAUCCCAUAUUUUGUUACCCGCAAGUGGCUGACAAGGACGGCGCGGCCAGCAACACAGCGGAUGGAUACGUAAAACGGAGCACGGCGCCAGGGGGGAGCCGACAGGGCGACGACGGGACGGAGGGAGGAAAGAAAGAAAGAGAGCGAACGCGAUUCUUCCCUGCUUCCUACCACUUAAACGACUAAACCAGAACGAAGCGCAAUAACCCGACGAGAAGGAAAAGGCUCCCGCGAAUUAUAAUCCCGAAAAAGAAGGCCGGACAGAGAAAGAGGACAAAAACAAACGCAGAAGGGGAAGCGACGCAGCGCGAACUCAGGCUCCGGCAGCGGUCUCCAUUUUAACUGCACGGCCGGUGCGCGCCUCACGUGUCCUGGACUGUGUCUCUCACAUGACCCGAGUGUUUGUCCCCGUGAUCAGCGCUUCCAUCUCCACGUCCGUGUCACUCAAUAUCGCGUUGUAAAUCCCGAGCCUCAUGGAUAUGCUCGAGCAGAGCCUGGACAGCGCUGCCAGCCACGAAAAACAAGAAGAAGAGGUUGUACAGAUAUCUGAGGGAGACAGUGCAGGGGGAGGGGAACAGGCGGCGGUUACCAUAGCAAGUGUACAGCAGGCAGCGGCAUUCGGCGAUCAUAACAUCCAGUACCAGUUCCGCACGGAGAACAGUGGUGGACAGGUAACCUACCGCGUUGUUCAAGUAACAGAUCAGCAAUUGGAAGGAGCGGACGACGGGGGCGGGGCAGUCAGCGUCGUUUCCACUGCUGCCUUUGCUGGGGCUCAACAGGCAGUUGCGCAGGCAGUGAUCCAGAACCCCUUCAGUAAUGGUGGCAGCCCAGCAGGGGACUCAGUUGGAGGGGAGACACGCUUCGCCUACUUCCCGGCCGCAGCAGUGAGCGACGGCACAGCUGUUUCGGUGCAAGCUGCUGCUGACCCAACGCUUGCACAAGCAGGGGGCCAGUUCUACGUGAUGAUGACACCACCUGACGUUCUGCCAUCCGGCACACCCCGAACCAUCGCUCCCCGCACACACCCUUACUCUGCAGAAGAAAACGAGAUGCUGCAACAUGACGGUUUAAACUGGAAAAUGGAUGGACCACGGACGCCACGGGACGAGAGGAGGAGAGCACAACACAAUGAAGUGGAAAGGCGGCGAAGAGACAAGAUCAACAACUGGAUUGUCACACUGUCCAAAAUCAUCCCUGACUGUAACAUGGACAGCAGCAAGACGGGAGCGAGUAAAGGAGGCAUCCUGUCUAAGGCAUGCGAUUAUAUUCGGGAGCUAAGACAGAACAACCAGAGGCUGCAGGAGAGCUUUAAGGAGGUGGAGCGGAUGCAGGUGGACAACGAACUUCUCCGGCAGCAGAUUGAAGAACUGAAGAAUGAGAACGCACUGCUCAGAGCACAGCUACAGCAGCAUGGAAUUGAGACAGUGGGAGAAUCCACACCGCAGUGAAGGAGGGCUCAGAGGUUCAGGGAGCAGGACUGGAGAGUGGUUGGCUUGGGUGGGAAGGGUGAGACGAGGACAUAUGCAACGCCCGGGGACAGACGGCAGGGACCUUGAGGAACAGUGAAGAAAGAGGAAUGACUACUGAAGAGCCAUUGCGCUCUCUGUCUCCUUUUUUAAACUUCUUCUCCGGGCGGAAAUGGAAACCCCAAGGAGAUACCAGUUGUGCUCGGGCUGCGCUGUCUCUGGGUUGGUGGCAGCAGGAACACCCUUUCCACAGAGUCACGCACACCAGCGCUGUGGCCAACACAUGAAGUCCAGUCCACUUCUCCCCAGUAUUUAUUUAGUUUUGAUUUAUGGACAGUGAUGAUUAAUUAUUGAGAUUUUUUUCCCCUUGGUUUAAUUUUCAGCAUACUGUGGGUUUAUUUAGUUCCUGCUUUAACUUUGUCUACUUUUGUGGUUUGUUACAUUCAUUGUUAACCUCUUUAUGGGGGUUGUAGCAAUCAUUGGUUUAAUUUAUUAGUCUAAGCAUAGAGUUACACAGCUGUGGAGGACUGCGGAAGCAGGACACUGAAAUCAAUGUAGCAUGGAGUCAUGCAGGAACCUGUUCAAGAAGGAUGGCUGCUGGUCAGUGGAACAGUAUGUCACAGCUUAGCACUCCGUAGAGCAGCGCUGUACAGCUGAACACUGCUCAGAGUACCAAGGAAAUGAGUCUUUCAUUUGGUCAGCAGUUUCUUAAAAAUGCAAUCAUUACAUGGCUCAAAAAUCACUGGCAUAGUCCAUCGAAUAAAAGUCCCAUGCUUUACAGCAUCCUUGCUGAUUUUGUGAACUCUACAAAGCAUGUUGUUGGAUAGAAGAGCUUUAAGCCUAACCACAAAUAAUUUUAUUAUUUAUAAAGUCUAAAUAUACAACCAGAGACGCUACAGAUUUGUAUAGUUUUUGUUUUAAUGCAGUAAAAUCUAUAUACCCCUUUUCCUCUUAACAGUAGAAACCUACAGGUACAGAUGACACUUUUCUAUAAGCUGUCAUCUUAACAGUUCUAUUAAAACUUUUUUUUAUUUUAUUAUUUUAAAUUUUCAUUCUGCUCUAUAGAAAGUCACUUGAUCCAGAUGUGAUGAUGAGGCAGAUUAUCCGGAUUAUUCUGGCCAACUGGAACUGUGAGCACUUAAACCUCAAAUGAAUUUCAUGUCUGGCUUGAAAUGGCUUGUUUUUAUUUUGGUCUGACUUCUGUGUGGAGUUUUGUCUGCGUUCACAAUUCGGCAUGUUUCAGGAGUCUUUAAGAAGAAAAUGCAAGUAUAAAAGCUUGUCAAGGAAGAUAAAGAGAUUUAUAAUGGUGAUUUUCCUUUGUUUAGCAGAAAUUUGGAACUUCCUUUUUAAAGCAGAUAUUGAUAUGUGCAUAAUGCUUUUUUGCUUUGCUUUUUUUAUGACCCUUUAUUUUAUAAAUCUGCAACUUGAGAAAUGGCAAGUAGGCAAAGCAACUGUGAGGUCUGUUGCAAUGGAAAUAGUGUAAAAUGCUCCUUGCAUUGAUUAAAAUGUGAAGAUUGAAAGACAUAA
Molecule: messenger RNA, 5044 nt
Organism: Scleropages formosus (Asian bonytongue)
Lineage: Eukaryota; Metazoa; Chordata; Actinopteri; Osteoglossiformes; Osteoglossidae
Gene: usf2l
Product: upstream transcription factor 2, c-fos interacting-like
Exons: 11
Coding region: 2525-3499 (324 amino acids)
Biological process (GO): regulation of transcription by RNA polymerase II; DNA topological change
Molecular function (GO): protein dimerization activity; DNA-binding transcription factor activity, RNA polymerase II-specific; ATP binding
Source: RefSeq, a predicted model, not a curated record